Molecule: messenger RNA, 1695 nt
Organism: Temnothorax curvispinosus
Lineage: Eukaryota; Metazoa; Arthropoda; Insecta; Hymenoptera; Formicidae
Exons: 1
Coding region: 1-1695 (564 amino acids)
Biological process (GO): DNA integration
Molecular function (GO): nucleic acid binding
Source: RefSeq, a predicted model, not a curated record
AUGCCUAAUGCUCUGCCUAGUCUAAAAAUAUGGUGGACAGGACCCAUUUGGCUAAGUUACGAUAAGGAGCAAUGGCCACAACCUUCAGCUUCGGCACUACCAGAAGAACUGCCAGAAAAAAGGUCCAAGAUGAUCGCGACGACCUUAACCAACACAGAGGUUCUCGACAUAUUCAACCGAUACUCGAAAUUCACAAAAUUAGUUCGAGUCAUCGCAUACAUGUUGAGAUUCUUCGAAAAUGCCAGAAACCUCAAGGGUUCGAACAAUCCGGUAAGUUCUCUAGAGAAGAAGACGCGCACUAUCAAGCCUAUUCUCCCGGAAGAGCUCAAUCACGUCAUCAUUCGUUUAGUGAAGCUAAUACAAGCCGAGUCUUUUCCUGAAGACAUCAAGUCCCUCGCAGUACGAGGAGUAGUGAGCAAGGGUAGUCCUAUAUUGAAAUUAAAUCCCUUCAUCGAUGACUCUGGCAUAUUGAGAGUCGGAGGUUGCAUAAAAUCAUCGUUCUUACCAUAUGCAGCUAAACAUCCUAUGUUAUUACCAGGACAUCAUCCUUUCUCACAUCUCAUCAUAAGACACGAACAUGAAGCGGAAUUUCACGCUGGUCCGCAAGCCACAUUGGCUGCGAUACGCCAAAGAUACUGGCUGAUUUCUGCACGUAACGUCGUACGACAAAUUGUAAGAAAAUGCGUAACCUGUUUUCGUAGCUCGCCAAAACCUGCUUCCACAUUAAUGGGCAAUCUUCCAGAAUCCCGAGUAAAUAUACCUAAGAAGGUAUUUGAUAAAUGUGGUGUCGAUUAUGCUGGCCCUCUUUAUUACAAGGAAGGGACUAGACGUAAUGCUAAACUCAUAAAAUGUUACAUUGCCAUUUUUGUCUGUUUCGCAACCAAGGCUGUUCACAUCGAAUUAGCUUCCAGCUUAUCUUCAGAAGCAUUUUUGAGUGUUUUCAGACGCUUUAUUUCCAGAAGAGGAUGUCCCUCUGAUAUCUUCUCAGACAACGGUCUAAACUUCGUUGGAGCUGAUCGCGAACUCAGAGAAUUGGCAGACCUAAUCAAGAACCAAGCUAUGCAACAGCAAGUCAUUGAUCAAGCGACUAGUAAGGGAGUUAACUGGCACUUUAUCCCUCCAAGAUCUCCACAUCAUGGUGGAUUAUGGGAAGCUGCUGUAAAGUCAGCCAAACGACAUUUAAUCAAAAUGACAAAGGAUAGUCAUCUCAGAUAUGAGGAACUGGAGACGCUUCUUAUUCAAAUCGAAGCCAUAUUAAACUCUCGCCCGCUUACGCCUGUUUCCUCUGACUCCAAUGAUUUUAUCUUCCUUACUCCUGGACAUUUCCUGAUAGGUGCUCCUAUUACAUCUCAUCCUGAACCAUCUUUGGAAGAAAUACCAUUAAAUCGCCUUUCACGCUGGCAACAUGUACAGCAAUUACGUCAACACUUCUGGCGACGUUGGUCAAGAGAAUAUUUGCAUCAAUGUCAACAACGUAACAAAUGGCAUACCCAAGAUGCAGCAAUACACAUUGGACAAAUGGUUAUUUUAAAGGAGGAUAAUACACCGCCAUUAUCUUGGCCUCUUGGAAGAAUUCAAGAACUACAUAUUGGUGGUGAUGGAAUAGCUCGUGUCGCAACUAUACGCACAAUGAACGGAAGCUACAAACGGCCUAUCACACGGUUGUGUCUGCUUCCUAUUGAGGACUCUGUCUAG